UGUGAAAUGGUCGUAAGUAAUUUUUUAUUGACCACUAAUUCCGUGUGGUACCCGAAGGUCAUAAUAGGAACUAUUUAUAUGGGGUGUAUGCAGGCGAUAGGGCACAGUCAAGUCCAGCUUAAAGACAAGACAAGAUCUCACAAUGAACGGAUUGAUCAUCGCUUUGGCCACCCUCUCGGUCGCAUGUGCCGCCCCUAGUGGUGUCCUUCUUGGACACGGAGGUCUCGGUCUUGGAGGAUUGGGACACGGAGUCGGAAUCGCCGGACCAAUUGGACACGGAGCUGUGCUCGCCGGACCAGUUGCUCAUGGAGCUUCUGUCGUAGGACCUGCUACCCACGGUGCUUCCAUUGUAGGACCCUCCACCCUCGGUGCCUCAGUUGUCGGACCAUCCACCCACGGAGCUUCCAUUGUUGGACCUUCCACCGGUGGUGCCUCUGUAAUUGGAGCCGCUGCUGGACACUCUGCCGUCAUUGGUGCUUCUGCUGGACACGCUGCCGUUGUUGGGCCAGCUGUAGGUCUUGGAGGAGUCGGUCUUGGUGGAGUCGGUCUUGGCGGAGUUGGUCUUGGCGGAGUUGGUCUUGGAGGAGUUGGUAUUGGUGGACUCGGUCUUGGAGGAGUUGGAAUCGGACAUUUGGGAUCUGCUGUAGCUCAUGGUGUGACUGUAGCUGGACCCCCAACUGUCCCAGCCACCAUUGCUGGACCAGCUGGUGCUAUCCACGCCGCCGGUCUCUGGGGACCCACUCUUGCCCAUGGUCAUGGUCAUGGUCAUUGGUAAAUGAAGAACCAUUAACUCAAACCUUCAAAUGCCUGUUGCUAAAUAAUCUUGAAAUAGUUUAAAGAGAAGACCUGACAACGCCAUUUACUUACUGUGUGAUAUAGGAGAAUAGAAUUGCUAAGUCAACUUAUUAUUAUAUAUGUGUAUGGGAUUUCUCGUUAAAGAUUUAUUUCAGGAUGUUUUUAGUGACUUUUGGUCGUCUGAUUAUUGUUUAAGCCGAUUCCUGUACUGACUCUAAAUUUUUGUCAUUAUUUGUUAUUUAUGCAUAUCGUUCAUUAAAGAACAAAAAUCUA
This is a messenger RNA of Anthonomus grandis grandis, 1068 nucleotides long. RefSeq names its product elastin-like. The record is from RefSeq and is a predicted model, not a curated record. Bases 143 to 775 code for a protein of 210 amino acids. Lineage: Eukaryota; Metazoa; Arthropoda; Insecta; Coleoptera; Curculionidae. The transcript is spliced from 4 exons.